Camellia sinensis is the source of this 2071-nucleotide messenger RNA. Lineage: Eukaryota; Viridiplantae; Streptophyta; Magnoliopsida; Ericales; Theaceae. The record is from RefSeq and is a predicted model, not a curated record.
CAAUAUAUAACAACCGAGAGCGAGCGAGAGAGAGACGAAGCAGAGAUUCUCAAAAGAGCAUAUUGAAAAUGGCGGCUUCUACUUCAUCAAGCUUGCUCUCCGCCCCCUCUCUCAGGAAAUCACCUCCCUCCUCUCUCUCAUCGAGGCUCUCUCUCUCCUCCGCAUUCGGCUUCUCCGUCUCCCUCCCCCGCCGCAGACCGCCGGCGCCGGUCUUCGUGGUGAUGUCCAUGGACGCCAAACCCACGAUCCUCGUCGCCGAGAAGCUCGGUGAGGCUGGUCUCAAGCUCUUGAAAGACGUUGCGAAUGUCGAUUGCUCAUACAACUUGAGUCCCGAAGAGCUCUGCACCAAGAUCUCGCUCUGUGACGCUUUGAUCGUUCGAAGCGGCACGAAAGUCACUCGCGAUGUGUUCGAAGCGUCCUCUGGCCGGCUCAGGGUCGUCGGACGGGCCGGCGUCGGGAUCGAUAACGUGGAUCUAGCGGCGGCGACUGAGCACGGUUGUCUUGUGGUUAACGCGCCGACGGCUAACACCGUCGCUGCGGCUGAGCAUGGGAUCGCGCUUCUCACCGCCAUGGCUCGGAACAUCGCUCAAGCCGAUGCGUCUGUCAAAGCUGGGAAGUGGGAGCGGAACAAAUAUGUGGGUGUGUCCCUUGUUGGCAAAACACUUGCUGUGAUGGGUUUUGGAAAGGUUGGAUCAGAAGUUGCCAGGCGUGCCAAGGGGCUUGGUAUGCAGGUGAUUGCACAUGAUCCAUAUGCCCCAGCAGAUCGUGCCCGUGCUAUAGGUGUGGAGCUUGUGAGCUUUGAUGAAGCCAUAGCAACUGCUGAUUUCAUCUCACUUCAUAUGCCUCUCACUUCUGCUACAUCAAAAAUUCUCAAUGACCAAACUUUUGCAAAGAUGAAGAAAGGAGUUCGGAUUGUCAAUGUUGCUCGUGGGGGAGUAAUUGAUGAAGAAGCUUUAGUGAAGGCACUGGAUGCGGGCAUUGUUGCUCAGGCUGCACUUGAUGUUUUCACUGAAGAGCCACCACCAAAAGACAGCAAAUUGAUACUACAUGAUAGAGUAACUGUAACCCCGCAUCUUGGUGCCAGUACUAUGGAAGCUCAGGAAGGAGUGGCAAUUGAAGUAGCUGAAGCUGUUGUUGGUGCCUUAAGAGGGGAGCUUGCUGCUACUGCAGUCAAUGCGCCCAUGGUUCCACUGCAGGUGCUUACAGAGCUCAAACCAUUUGUUGAACUUGCUGAGAAACUUGGUAGACUAGCUGUCCAAUUAGUGGCAGGUGGGAGCGGUGUGAAAUCUGUGAAAGUGACGUAUGCUUCUGCUAGAGCUCCCGAUGACCUUGACACAAGGCUGCUUCGAGCCAUGACCACCAAGGGUCUGAUUGAGCCCAUAUCCAGUGUUUUUGUAAACUUGGUGAAUGCAGAUUUCACUGCUAAACAGAGAGGUCUUCGGAUAUCCGAAGAACGUAUAAUUUUAGAUGGUUCACCAGAAAGUCCACUCAAGUCCAUCCAGGUCCAGAUUGCAAACGUGGAAUCAAAAUUUGCCAGUGCAAUUUCAGAGUCUGGGGAUAUUACAGUGGAGGGACGGGUCAAGGACGGGAUUCCACAUUUGACGAAAGUUGGAUCUUUUGAAGUUGAUGUGAGCUUGGAAGGUAGUAUUAUUUUCUGCAGGCAGGUUGAUCAGCCGGGUAUGAUUGGCAAGGUGGGAACCAUAUUGGCCGAAGAGAAUAUCAACGUGAGCUUUAUGAGCGUUGGUCGAAUUGCUCCGCGAAAGCAAGCUGUGAUGGCGAUUGGAGUGGAUGAGCAACCCAACAAGGAGUGUUUGAAGAGGAUCGGGGAGAUCUCGGCCAUUGAAGAGUUUGUUUUCCUCAAGCUGUAGUGAGGUGUCUAAUAUCUAUAGUCACUGCAUGUUUGUUUUGUGCCCAAUUUUGAUUAAUCUUCAUUUCUGUUUUGUUGUAGUAGGCUGCUGUGCAAUUGUGAGUGUACUUUAUGGAGCUGUGAUUGUCUAUCCCGGGAACCAAAAAAUGGGAAAGUUUUUUACUAUAUGAUGGUUUUUAUUUUUAGAACUCCAUUUUGUUAUUA